AUGAAACUCUUGAUCCUCUUGAUAUGUGUGCUUGUGGAGAUGCUCGUCGCAAACUGCCAGGAGCUCAUGCAGGGACGGAUCGUGGGAGGCUACGCCCCGGUGCCGCACUCCAUCAAAUACAUCGUGUCGAUACAGACCACCAAAGGCCAGCACUUCUGCGGAGGGUCGCUAAUAAACAAGUACUGGGUACUGACUGCGGCGCACUGUAACAUCGGGUCAGACCAGAUGAUGAUAGUGGCCGGUGACUACUCCCUGGGCAUGUACGAAGGGACUGAACAGUUCUUCAUUCCACACCUCCUGAUCCCCCAUCCACAGUACAACAGCAGCACCAACAAUGCAGACAUCAUGCUUAUUAAGCUCAAAGCGCCAGUGUACCUCAACAGUUUCGUGACGGUCACCCCCCUGCCGCGGCAGGACGCCGUGGUGUCGGAGGGGCGGGUGUGCCGGGUGUCGGGGUGGGGCUACACCAGUCCCAGCGGGGGUCAGAUCCCGUCCACCCUGCGCACAGUGAACCUGCCCAUUGUCUCCACCGCCCAGUGCAACAGCAGCGAGUCCUUUAACGGCAACAUCACCGACUACAUGAUCUGCGCCGGCUACAGCUCCGGCGGCAAGGACGCCUGCAAGGGGGACUCUGGUGGCCCUCUAGUCUGUGAGGGGCGUGUCUACGGCGUGGUGUCCUGGGGGAACGGCUGCGCCGACGCCAGGUAUCCCGGAGUCUACACGGCCGUGUCGAAGUUCCGCAGGUGGAUUGACCGAACCAUCUUCAGCUUCUACGGCAGGUGCCUCAAGUAUUAG
This is a messenger RNA of Megalops cyprinoides (Indo-Pacific tarpon), 795 nucleotides long. Its product is annotated as trypsin. NCBI's taxonomy places the organism in Eukaryota, Metazoa, Chordata, Actinopteri, Elopiformes, Megalopidae. The coding region runs from base 1 to 795 and encodes 264 amino acids. Gene Ontology annotation, biological process: proteolysis. Gene Ontology annotation, molecular function: serine-type endopeptidase activity. The transcript is spliced from 5 exons. The record is from RefSeq and is a predicted model, not a curated record.